Saccoglossus kowalevskii is the source of this 434-nucleotide messenger RNA. RefSeq names its product phosphatidylserine decarboxylase proenzyme, mitochondrial-like. Gene Ontology annotation, biological process: phosphatidylethanolamine biosynthetic process. Gene Ontology annotation, cellular component: mitochondrion. The record is from RefSeq and is a predicted model, not a curated record. Gene Ontology annotation, molecular function: phosphatidylserine decarboxylase activity. NCBI's taxonomy places the organism in Eukaryota, Metazoa, Hemichordata, Enteropneusta, Harrimaniidae.
CAGGUGAAUUGUUUUCUGUGUCGCCAGGAAUUGCUCGUUGGAUUCAGGGAUUGUUUAAUUACAAUGAAAGAGUACUUUUAUAUGGAUCAUGGAAGCAUGGUUUCUUUUCAAUGGCUGCUGUUGGUGCUACUAAUGUUGGUUCCAUUAAAAUAUAUUUUGAUAAGCAUCUUGCUACCAAUAUGGUUGGUAAAGUUGAUAAGAAUGUAUUCUAUGACAGAAACCUCACUUGCAAACACAGAGAGGAAGGAAUAUCUAUGAGAAAAGGCGAGAAUCUUGGAGAAUUCAACCUUGGCUCCACAAUUGUUCUUAUAUUUGAAGCACCAAAAGACUUUGAGUUUGACAUUCAACCUGGGCAGUCCAUUCGAUUUGGUGAAAAACUUGGUAGUUUUUAACAUAUGCUGGGGAAAUCAACACAAAUAAUAAACGUGUAUGUC